Messenger RNA from Condylostylus longicornis, 2364 nucleotides. RefSeq lists its product as uncharacterized. Gene Ontology annotation, cellular component: endoplasmic reticulum exit site; COPII vesicle coat. NCBI's taxonomy places the organism in Eukaryota, Metazoa, Arthropoda, Insecta, Diptera, Dolichopodidae. Gene Ontology annotation, molecular function: GTPase activator activity; zinc ion binding. The record is from RefSeq and is a predicted model, not a curated record. Gene Ontology annotation, biological process: intracellular protein transport; COPII-coated vesicle cargo loading; endoplasmic reticulum to Golgi vesicle-mediated transport.
AUGGAUGUUAUUGAGCUUGAAGCUCAGACGGGAUUACGUUUUUCGUGGAAUGUUUUUCCGCCAACCCGGGCUGAAGCGACCAAAAUUGAGCUUCCUCUUGGAGGACUGUACACCCCCUUGAAGGCAAGUCAACAUUUCAACUAUUUGAUCACUGUUUUCGUCAGGAUUGUAAUAACGCCCCAAUUAGAGUAUGAACCUUUAAGAUGUCGUCAAUCUGGUUGCGUACUCAAUCCGUAUUGCCAAAUUGAUAAAAGAAACAAAACAUGGAUUUGUCCAUUUUCGGGAAUCCGAAAUCCGUUUCCCCCUAAAUACGCAGAACACAUUGCGGACGAGCGUCUUCCCCCCGAGCUGGUUUUUCCAACUGUUGACUACAUUCUCCCUGCUCAUUCUGGCGGAAUCGUUCCAGCUCCUUCGUUUUUGUUCGUUGUUGAUACGUGUUUGUUCGAAGAGGAGCUCGAUACCUUGAAGGAUUCGUUACAACAAGUUCUCAAUUUCGUCCCACAAGAUUCAAAUAUUGGAUUGAUUACUUAUGGGGCGAUGUGCCACGUUCAUGAAUUGGGUAAGAUCACACAGUCGAUUGCAAUUCUAUCAGAAUUUCAGGAUUCCUGGAUUGUCCCCAAAUCGUACGUGUUUAGAGGGAGCAAGCCAGCUGGACACCAGGAAGUUCAACAGCAGCUCGGGUUAAUCUCUCGAGAUCCGCGCGGAGGAGCAGGAGGAGCAGCUGCGCGACGUUUUUUGCUCCCGAUUUCGGAGUGUGAAUUUGCGUUUAAUGCAAUUCUAGACGAUCUUCAGAAGGAUCAAUGGCCUGUCCCAACAGAUCAUCGAGCUGAACGGUGCACUGGUGUCGCUCUCAGUGUUGCUCUUGCUCUUCUGGAGAGCUGCGCGACGCAACAGAGUGGACGUGUGUUGCUUUUUACGGGUGGUGUCUGUACAAGCGGUCCUGGUCAAAUUGUUGGGACAUCCUUGAAUGAAGUAAUUCGUCAUCAUCUCGAUCUUCAAAAGGAAACUGAAAACGCAAAAUAUGUAAAAAAAGCGCUUCGGUAUUACACUGAAUUGGCUGAUCGAGCAGUCGCAGCUGGUCACGCUGUUGACAUUUUUGCGUGUUCUCUUGACCAAGUUGGAUUGUAUGAGAUGCGAGUCUGUAGCGACAAAACUGGUGGAUUCGUCGUCAUGAGCGACUCAUUCAGCAUGAAUGUUUUCAAAGAUUCAUUUCGUAAAAUAUUCGAAGCAGAUUCAACUGGAUAUUUGCAGCAUGCCUAUAACGCUAAAUUGGAAGUUCUCUGCUCCAGGGAGCUCAAGGUUUGCGGAGCGAUUGGGAGUUGCACGUCGACCGGAAAGAAGGGUCUUCAAGUCGGCGAGACGUGCGUUGGAGAAGGAGGAACAUGCGAAUGGGUGAUUCCUGCUCUUGAUAAGAGAACAACUCUCGCAUUCUAUUUUGAAGUUGUAACGCAAAAUCAAUCACAAGUUCCUCCAUCGCGUCAAGCCUUUCUUCAAUUUCAAACACUUUAUCACCAUCCAAGUGGAAGACGACGUCUCAGAGUGUCAACGGUGUCCCAUCGAUUCGGAGAACCCGGAUCGCACGAUCUUGUAUCAGGAUUCGAUCAAGAAGCCGCUGCAGUUCUCAUGGCGCGUUUGGCUGUUUUCAAAACAGAACAAGAGGAUUGUUUAGAUGUCUUGAGAUGGUUGGAUCGCAAAUUGAUUCGGCUGGUUAGCCGUUUCGCCGAUUAUCAAAAAGAUGAUCCAGCGACGUUCCAUUUGGGACAAGAGUUUUCGAUUUAUCCCCAAUUUAUGUAUCAUCUACGUCGUUCUCACUUUCUCCAGACCUUUAACGCGAGUCCUGACGAGACUGCGUAUUACCGCACAGUUCUCUUGCGUGAAAAUGUUCUCAAUUCUCUCGUCAUGAUCCAGCCCGCUCUAUUUCAAUACACUUUUGACGGCCCACCUAAAGCCGUUAUGCUGGACGUUCAAUCCCUUCGUCCUGAAGUCAUACUACUUCUAGACUCCUUCUUCCAUGUCGUUGUCUGGCACGGAGACACUAUCCAUUCUUGGAAGGAACAGGGAUACGAUCAAUCUCCCGAAUUUCAGAACUUCAAAGAAUUACUCGAGGCCCCGCAAAAAGACGCGAAGGCCCUGCUAGAGGACCGAUUCCCGGCACCAAAAUUCGUGGUUUGCAACGCUGGCGGAAGUCAAGCGCGCUUCCUUCUAGCGAAGGUGAAUCCGUCAGCCACCCACAACACCAUGGCAGAAAUGAACGAUGGGGGGUAUGGAGGACAACCGGUUGAUGCGUCAAAUUACGUUAUAACGGAUGAUGUGUCCUUAAAAGUGUUUAUGGAGCAUUUGAUCAAACUAGCUGUACAGUCUUGA